This is a messenger RNA of Hermetia illucens (black soldier fly), 1076 nucleotides long. RefSeq lists its product as uncharacterized. NCBI's taxonomy places the organism in Eukaryota, Metazoa, Arthropoda, Insecta, Diptera, Stratiomyidae. The record is from RefSeq and is a predicted model, not a curated record. The transcript has 2 exons. Bases 68 to 910 code for a protein of 280 amino acids.
GGAAGCGUCUGAAGCAACAUUCAACAGUUCCAUUUGACUAUCAACAUAAUCACGUAACAGUACUGAUAUGAAGCUGCUAUUUUACAUAUUCUCUGUAACACUUUUUGCUUCUUCACAUGCGACCAGUGAUUGGAGACCCAUAAAGCGAUAUGCCGAAGUAGAGAUUGAAACCGCUAACCAAGGCGGAGACGGAAUAUACUACCAGCCCACUGAUGCUGAUCUAAUAGAAGAAAGUUACGUAGGCUACAGUAUUGGAAGUGGCUUACGGUCCAUAGCCCAAGGUUCUGCAGACAAAGCCCAGUCUGCUGUUGUUAGCCAGCGAACAGCUGGCAAUCAGGCUGCUUUCGUCGCUAAAAAUUCACUAGCUCACUCUGCUAUACAAGCUGCAGCCACAGCCCAUGCUGCUCUCGCUGGCAAAGAAGUUCUAUUCAAGAAUCUACAAAGUCAGACCGAUAAAGCUCAUCACAUCCUUGAAGCAGAAAUCUCCCAACUCGAGCUCGCCAAGAAAGCUGCAUCGAAUGCAGAAGAAUCCGCCCAACAUGCUAAGAACCACAUAUCUGUCCUCACAGCUGCUCUCAAUAGCGCCAAACUAGUUUCAGAGCAAACCAAAAAAGCAGCAGACGAAGCAGCCGCAGAAUUGGCCUCACAAUCGGCUAUGAUCGGCGAAAGCAAAUCCACAUUAAAGGCUUUGGAGAACCAACUGCACGCAGCUCGGAUUGACUAUGAAGGCACAAAACAGGCCGCUGAAAAGGCCACAUUAGCUGCUCAGCAAGCCCAAAAGAAUGUUUUAAUCGCUGGUCAUGAAGUUUCGAACAGUAUUGCAGCACAGGAAGGCUACCAUCAAGAAGUUGAUAUUCAUCAAACCUCGAAUAUAGACCUACAUAGUAAGCGCGAAGUAAAAAAGAAUUAAUUGUUUUUUAGAUGUUAGCAUUUAAGCCCAUUAUCAUUAAUUGUUAUUUAUAUAAAAGCACCAUAACCGCCAAAUGUUGACUACAUGAUUAGUUUUAGACCCCAAAGGAUCCUAUCAGAAUUAAGGGCCACCAAAAAUAAAUAAAGACAAGUGUGUUGUGUCUCUA